CCCCAAUUCCGCGCUGUUUGAUGCAGCUGUUCACGGAGGGCGGCUUGUAGCAGUAUUCUCUACUGUGCGUUCCGACACACCCACGGUAGUGCUGGCCGCACCCCAGAACCCUCUUGCCCAUUGUGGGCGCAGUGUGUGUAAACCCAUCGCUGUCGCUUGUCACAAGGGGGACUGCGCCUGGGCUAUAACAGUGUGAGACAUUCUGCUCGGCGUGGCUAAGCUACUUUGUAAAUGUGUGAGGACAGCAGUGGGGGCUCCUCCCAACAGCCUUCACUGCUGCGAACAGCUUGGAUGGGAGAAAUGCUUAAGUUAACGAUUUCGAAAAGCAGCGGCGUUGAGCACCCUCUGCUGCCUCUCUUUGAACGGGAAACCGACACACCUUGUUUCUGUUGCAGUAAAUUAAAAUUUAGGGUUUUUUUCUAUGGAGGCAGUGUGAAGAUUGCUCCUGGAGCAGUUGUAUGUGUAGAAAGUGAAAUCCGGGGUGAUGUAACCAUAGGACCUAGGACAGUGAUCCACCCUAAAGCACGGAUUAUUGCAGAAGCCGGGCCAAUAGUGAUUGGGGAAGGUAACCUAAUAGAAGAACAGGCGCUUAUCAUAAAUGCUCACCCUGAUAACAUCACCCCUGAUGCUGAAGAUCCAGAACCAAAACCUAUGAUCAUUGGCACCAAUAAUGUGUUUGAAGUUGGCUGUUAUUCCCAAGCCAUGAAAAUGGGAGAUAAUAAUGUUAUUGAAUCAAAAGCGUAUGUGGGCAGAAACGUAAUCCUGACAAGUGGUUGCAUCAUUGGGGCUUGCUGUAACCUGAAUACAUUUGAGGUCAUCCCUGAGAAUACAGUGAUCUAUGGUGCAGACUGCCUUCGUAGGGUGCAGACUGAGCGACCACAGCCCCAGACACUACAGCUGGAUUUCCUGAUGAAAAUCUUGCCAAACUACCACCACCUAAAGAAGACUAUGAAAGGAAGCUCAACUCCAGUUAAGAACUAAGAACAAUAUACAACAUCAAGAUAACAGUUUGUCUUUGACCACUGUCUUUUGAGAGGGCCACAGUGUUUAUGUGCUCUUAGCAAUUCACAGAUUAAUACAUGUUGACUUUAUUUUAUAAAAUUGAGUCAGAGAGGAAAGUAAUGUAUUUUCAUUAUAACUGUCCUCUGUAAUUACAUAAAAUGCAUUAUUUUCCUAUAUCCUUAACUCCUUUUCUGAGAAUUUACAGGUUUGGUUUAUUUUUCUUUUGUCAUAUGUUGGCCAUGAUUUUAGUUGUGUAAAAGAUUCCCUGUGAUAAGAAGGGGCAUAUUACUAUGUAUUUAUAUUCUAGCAUAUGUUGUAUUCAAUAAAAAUGCUAGUGACGGGACUUUCAGUGAACAUACUUUGAUCAAGUUUUCUACUUGUGUUAACUUCGCUAAAAUAGCUCUUUUAAUUUUUACUGUGUACUAGCCCUAUUAAAGCUAAUGUGUUUAUCUUUUC
This is a messenger RNA of Panthera uncia (snow leopard), 1458 nucleotides long. RefSeq names its product dynactin subunit 6 (gene DCTN6). NCBI's taxonomy places the organism in Eukaryota, Metazoa, Chordata, Mammalia, Carnivora, Felidae. Bases 232 to 981 code for a protein of 249 amino acids. Gene Ontology annotation, cellular component: dynactin complex. The record is from RefSeq and is a predicted model, not a curated record. The transcript has 7 exons. Gene Ontology annotation, molecular function: dynein complex binding. Gene Ontology annotation, biological process: mitotic spindle organization.